Molecule: messenger RNA, 2964 nt
Organism: Aspergillus calidoustus
Lineage: Eukaryota; Fungi; Ascomycota; Eurotiomycetes; Eurotiales; Aspergillaceae
Source: the annotation of a GenBank genome assembly
AUGGCCAUUGCUCAAAGGGCCGCACAGUGUGCCCUGGGGUUGGAGGGGAUGUUACAGCUGACCCCGACCGAGGAUGCCCGGCUGGAGUGGGAGAACCAGAUGUUUCGAUUCAAUCUGUGGUCAGCAAACAACUUCGUCUUCGCUCCCACAAGGGCGUCCAUGGACUGGAGGCUACGAAAUGCUCCCCUUCUUGAAUCCUCCAUGUGCGAGCUGUUGGAUGACCUACAGAGCAGUCUUAUCCGAUGUACCUCCAUGAUUAAGAAUCCUGCAAUUCCGGAUGAGGCCAACCCAAGCACUCUUGUGAGCGACACUCUAGAAGAGCUCUUUCGACUUUCCCGAGCGGUUCGCCGGUCGGGAAUCCUCCGCAGAUUUGUCAAGAUAGAGUCGUAUAUCGAAUUCGAUGAAAAUGGUGUCAACCUGACAGACGAGUUUCGCAAAGGGGUCGAAAGGCUCAUUGAGUAUCGUCUGAGACACUCCCCCGCUAGCCAGGUACUUCAAGCACGAGUCGUCAAUACCAUAUGUCUCCGCCAGCAACAUUUUGCCUACCUCCGGGCCAAAUGGGAGAAGCCCACAGUACGGCCAACUCCCAUAAAACCGGCGCCGGCACAGCCAAGAUCCUCGUUGGGAGCCACAUUCAGCGUGAGGGGAUCCAUUUCGUCGCCCGCAAGCCCAGCGGGAGAGAAAGAGCGAGUAACACUCCCUACCGUAAUGACAGCGACGACGGCACGACCUGAACGAGUGAGGGCCGUGAGAUCAUUAAAGUCUGCCGUCAGCGCCGAGCACGAGGACGUCGAAUGCAGUCAGGAAGAUUUGCCACUCCCGCCGAAGGUACCGCCAGGUGCGAUGGAGUAUGAAUGUCCCUUUUGUUAUAUGGUCUGCUCAUCUUUGGAAUUCUCCGGGGAAAGGUGGAAAAAACAUGUCAUUCAAGAUAUCAUGCCUUACUUCUGUACCUUCGACGACUGCCCAACAACAAAUACGCUCUUCGAAUCGGGCCGAGACUGGCUUAAGCAUAUGAGAGACCGCCAUAUGGUCACUGGCUGGACGUGUAUGGACCAGAGUCAUGACACGACCCUGAUCUUCGAAGCCGAGUCGGCCUUUAAAGACCAUAUGUAUACCUGCCAUACCGGGGAAUUUGCCGACGACGAGUUGGAUGAGAUUGCCGACGCCAGCCACCAGCAACUGGCACCGCACAAUUUGCUAACGACCUGCCCCUUCUGCCCAACUGAUCUGACCGCCACUAUACCCGCCGACGGGAUGAUGAGCCACGUUGCAGAACACAUGCUGUCACUGGCACACAUAUCGGUUUCGUGGCAGAUGGAUGGCGAAUCUAUCGACUCGCAGUCUUCCUCUGGCGGGUACUCUUUACUCUACAGCCAGCUGGGCUUCCCGCCGGCUCCCAAACGGACCCGGCGGCCCCAGUCCGCAGUGAUGCGAAUCGCGGGUGGGUUUAUUGGACAGCGUCGAUCUAGGUCACAACGGGCGCCGUACAUGAAGAUGGGCAACGCAGGUGGAUAUUUAAUACAGGGUAGAUCUAGAUCGCGCCGCCCCCAGUACGCGGUCAUGGGUAAGGCAGCUUUGUAUUUUGGAGGACGCGGAGGGUCACUUGAAGAGCGCCUGCAGCAGGAUUUCCCGAGCCCCGACGAUGACAAUAAUUCCACCCCAGACGAAGAGUACACGCCUGUGGACGGAUCCCUUCCCGAGGGUGAUAUGGAGUUCUUCAAGUCUCUGUGGCGGGAUGUGCGACAGGAGCUGCGAUUACCUUCCCUGACUAGUCCGCCUCGGUCACUCGAGGAACUUCAGACCCAAGGACAGAGUCCGCUAGAUGCGGGGCUUAGUUUCGACGCAGACAUGUCCGAGGUGAAAAAUGAUGUGGAUGAUAAUGAACCGAAUGUCAUCGACCUCGACUACGAUCAGUCAUCAGCACUCGCAGAUUUUGACCCCCAUGUUCCCCAAAGAGACUUAUCUACAAGGUACCAGCGGAGCGACCUCGACGAAGAAUCGGAUCGCUAUCCCAUUCCACCUCGCUGGCGCAACAGAGACUUUCACCAUGAGCACCGCUAUGGAGAGCCGUCCCCUCCUCCUCCUCUACCUAGGUUGAUACGACGCCAAUCCUCGCUUGAUACAUUUGAUCGACGUCCCUCACACGAGGUUGUUCCCUUUGAGGAACAUCGUGGCUUCCGCCCCGGCCCCGUCGUUAUAAGUAGCCCUCCUCCCUUCCUCCUGGGGGGUCGUCGAGAUUUGGCUGAUGGGGUCCUAGUUCAACCGCGGGAACACGAAUAUGAGGAGAUUGGAGUGGAGAUAAAGCCAUAUCCCCGGAGAGGGAACACCCAAGUGCCGCUGAGGCUCGUGAAUACCAGGGCUAUCCGCGAAGCGGGUUACCCAUACAGAAAAGAGGGUGACUUUUUUAUCAUCGAGAAAGCGCUUUCCCAGGAGCAGGUUGUAGCUCUCGUUGAGAGAAGUCGUCAGAUGGUCAUCAAGGACCCGGAGGCGGAAAUAGUGUGGAUCGAUACGCAUCUCCCCCACGUACCCAAAAAGGACCGCCAAGAAAACGACCAAGCCAUGCGACUCGAACGACGGGAAGCUGAGAAGGAGGAGCCUGUGGUAGCACCCAAGCAAUAUCCUCGUAGAGGCAAGACCCGAUUUCCCAGGAGGCUUGUGCACUCUCGUGCAAUCCGCGAACUCGGCUAUCCUUACGAAGAAGACGGUGACGUGACUAUAAUCCAUCUGGCUCUUUCCAGAGAGCAGAUUGAUCAUGUUAUUGAGAAAAGUAGCGAGAUGAAGACCUCCUUGAAGCUGGCGGCGCUCACAGGGUCGGAAGAAAGAGAUCGAAACCCGUCGGGCAGGAGAAGCCUUGACAAUCUUGUAGUCGAAAGACCGCGAGAGAGCGCUGCUAAGGAGCGAAUACGUGCGAGAACAAAGGGUCGACGACGAUAUAGUGGUUCUCGUCUAAGGGAUCUCGCCUAA